Messenger RNA from Chrysemys picta bellii (western painted turtle), 5775 nucleotides. Lineage: Eukaryota; Metazoa; Chordata; Testudines; Emydidae. The record is from RefSeq and is a predicted model, not a curated record.
UCUGCCUCUUUUCCAGUUUGUACCUCCACAGGUCAGGUUCUUGCCAGCAAUGUCUUCACCACAUUGAUUUCCUGAGGGAAAUGAGACAGCUGGCUGUUAUAGUCCCAGGUACAGGCAAUAGCAGCACUGCGAUAGCUUUAGUGACAAAAUUCCCGGAGGAUUUGGGGUGGUUGUAAUGUUGUUGUUGUUGUUUUGUUUUGUGGUAGCACCCCACAGCCCUAAUCAUAGACCAGGAUCUCCUUGUGCCAGGUGCUGUACAAAUACAGAACAAAAGGAUUGUCCUUCCCCUGAAGAUCUUACAGUGUAAGUAGUCCUGGCUCCCUCUAGUAGUUGUUUAAAUACCUGCAACGUGCUCACAGUUAAAGGAAUUCUUUUUUAAUGGAGGCCUGUGUUUUUGGGGCUGAAGGUUCAGUGUUUGGUCUCUUUUGUCUGUAUGUGGCCAAGGUGUGUGUGUUUUUUUUAAUGGUUUUCCUUCUGCAUGUGUAGUUAUGUGUGUCUGUACAUAAGAAAUGUAGGUGUAUUUAAAAAAUGUAAGUGUGCAGUUGUGUACCUCUGGGCAUUGUGAUCUGCAGUGCUGAUGAAGGAGCCAGACUGGCAGCCCUGGAGACUCAAGUCCCAUCUUUAUGCACAAAACAGACACAGUAUGGGCAACAUGAGUGCCAGCUUUGUCCACACUGUCCCCCAAGGCUCUGCUCUGGAGGGGGCCCUCUCUAGGAGUGAGGGGGGAGUUCACUCCUUAGGCUCAUCACUGAGAUUGCUAACAAGGGGGCCAUUUGGUGCCAGCAGUGUGGGUUGUUUUGUGAUGUGGGACCCAAUUCAGCCCAGAUGAAACCAGAUGCAUUGGAGUCAAUAGGAGAUAAGCCUCCUUACACCAGAACCAUACGAGGCCCCUCAUCUCUCUGUAUGGUCUGUAAACUCCUUAUCUACAAUGGACAGACAGGUGCGCAGUAUUAGCUGUAAUAGAUCAAACCUCUGAACCCUCCUUCUGUGUAAUACAAGCCACAGACUGAUAGCAGGAGAGAGGAAGAGGUGCCAGUUCUGUUUCCAGACCUCUCCCAUUCCGUAUAAAGCAGAACUACAUGGACAUCAAUAAUCCCAGCUGAGGGUUUGUUGCCAGCUCUGCUCCUGCCAGAACGAGAGAGGGCAGCACAGGCCUGUGUAACUAACAAAUGAGGUUGGGUGUCUUCAUAACCUAAUGUGAACAAACCUCCUCGGGAAACGUUUUUGUGAGUGAAUUUUUUAAAAGGCGCUGAAAAGCGAUGUGUUUAAACAUUUACUGAACCGUUUCUCUGGAGCAUCGGCAAUCUAGACAACAGCAUGGUGGUGGUGCAUGAAACCUGCUAGGGACAGAAAGUAACUGUCCAGUCUGGUUUUCCCUUGCAAGUUAAAACUUAAUGAAUUUCCAGCCCCACUGAUUUAGCAGGAUUUUGCAGUGGGCUAAAGAAAUUCCAUAAGCUCUGAGUUAGGCAAGGCCCGGCCCUAUAACAUCAGACUGCAGUAUUGCCAUCCCCGAGUGUUCAAAAAUCAUGAGUCAGCCCUUGAAAAAUUAUUAUAUUGUCUUAAAAAAGAAAUUAAAAAAUACAUUCUGUGUUCUUCUCGUUUGCUUUCUGGUUUUUGAGUUUUUAUGGUGCAUACAGAUCACGUUUUCCAGCUUUUCUCUUCAACCAGGAGGGCCAGAAACUUUUGUUGUUGUUUUUAAAUGAAAGCUGAGAUUCUCAUAUAUUCACAAGACUCCAGGAAUUGGGACUUUAAUAAAAGUUGCAUAUAGUGCAAGAUGAUAAAAUCAUGAUUGUUUGUAGGACUGGUACUGUCGAGAAUAUGGCCUCCUAUUUAGUAAUUUUUUAAAUUUAAUUAUGUAAAUUUAGUGCUUAAGAAUGGUGCUGUUUUGAUAGCCGUGGGGUCUGAUGUCCUCUAAGAACAUAAGAAUGGCCAUACUGGGUUAGACCAAAGGUACAUAUAGCCCAGUGUCCUGUCUUCUGACAGUGGCCAAUACCACGUGCUUCAUAGGGAAUGAACAGAACAGGUAAUCAUCGAGUGGUCCAUCCCCUGUUGUCCACUCCCAGCUGCUGGCAACAGAACAGAUAUAGCACGGAGAGCAAAAGGCAAGCUUCCCCCACACUGUUCUCCUUGAUUAUCUCAGCUGGAGAAACCACCAUCCCUGGAAGUAAAAAGGAAGUUAAUCUUAAUAAUAAUAUUUAGUUAUAAUCUAGUGCUUUUCAUCCAUAAAUCUCCAAGGUCUUUACAGUGCUCAUUUUACAGAUGGAGAACCCUAGCACAGAGAAGUAAAGUAAUUUGCCCAGCAUCAUCAAUCAGUGAGUCAGGGGCAGAACUGGGAACAGAUGUUCUGAUUCCUGGUGUUAUGAUCUGCUGAACCACACUGCCUCUUCAAGACCUGCUCAAAUUGGUGGCUCUGCUGAGACGGCUACUCAAGGAGUUGCGGGGGUCGUGCCUGCAGACGGGCAACGCAUGGAGAUCCCCUUCCCCCCAGGAGCCGCUGCCGAACAUGCCGGCUGCUUCCAGGAGUGGCAUGGGGCCAGGGCAGACAGGGAGCCUGCCUUAGCCCUGCAGCAUCACUGCCUGAGAGCAUGCCUUCUCCUGGGAUAAGCCACAAAGGGUAGACUGGAAUCCAUGAAAGCACAAACAGAAGUCCGGAUCCCGUGAUCACAUUGACCAGGCAAGAGGCAGAGUCACAGCCGUGUUCGUACCCAUGCCAGUGCCCCUCUCAGCCGCUGCAGUGCCCUGUUGGCACCAGCCACGUGUGGGAUACCUGCGGAUGCUGUAAAGUGUGUGCCCGGCAGCUGGGUGAGCUGUGUUCCCUUCAGACACCCUGCGAUCCCCACAAGGGACUCUACUGCGACUUCUCCAAAAUCCACAGAGACGUCGGGAUCUGCUUAGCCCACGAGGGGGCGACCUGUGACCUGCUGGGGAAUAUCUAUCCCAACGGUGAGAGCUUCCAGCCCACCUGCAAGCUGCAAUGCAUCUGCAUGGACGGCGCCGUCGGCUGCAUCCCCCUGUGCGCCGACGACCUGCGGCUCCCCUCCCCGGACUGCCCCCACCCCCUCCGGGUCAAACGCCCAACCCAGUGCUGUGAGGAGUGGAUUUGUCAAGGGGGCAGCCAGGAAACGGCCCUGGCAGUUUACAGGGAGAACCCAGCGCCCAGGCCUGAGCUGAACGACCUCCAGGAGAACUGCCUAGUCCAGACCACCGAAUGGAGUGCCUGCUCCAAGAGCUGUGGGAUGGGCAUCUCCACCCGCGUCACCAAUGACAACCCCCAGUGCCGCUUGGAGAAGGAGAGCCGACUCUGCAUGGUCCGGCCCUGCGACUUCCCCAGGGAGAAGAUCAUCAAGAAAGGAAAGAAGUGCGUGCGGACCCCAAAGUCCCGUCGGGGAAUCCGCUUUGAGUUCUCGGGCUGCACCAGCGUCCGCUCUUACCGGCCCAAGUUCUGCGGGAGCUGCACAGACAGCCGCUGCUGCACGCCCCACACCACCAGCACUGCGGAGGUGGAGUUCCGGUGCCCGGAGGGGGACUUCUUCCACCGUAAGCUAAUGUUCAUCAAGACGUGCUCCUGCCACCAUGACUGCCCCAGGGACAACGACAUCUUCCUGGCCACCUACCGCAGAAGGAUGACCGGUGACCAUGUCAAGAUAGAGAGGCAGUAGCCCCUCCUCUCCCUGAUCCGGCUAAUGCGUUGAGCGCUCUCAAGUGCCUGCCGAGCUGGUUCCUUUUGAGGAUGCUGAGGCAGAACAAGGCGAGCCUGGAAACAGAGAUGGGCCGGGACUGAAAUCCUGAUCCAAAUUCCCCAGACUUCGAGGCAGUUUGGAUCCGGAUCUAAGCCUUGCGGCCCAGGCCCAUUUCUAGCUGAAAGUGAAGUGGGUGAGCCGUUCCUUAAAGUCCCUGCUGUGCCAGUACCUGGCAGCAAACCCAGGGCAGGAGGCAAAGGAGAGGUCCAGGAAGUCUGAAUGUACAUCAACGUGCUAGGCCUGUUUCCCAUUAAACAACAGACUAAGGCCCUGGUGCAUCGGCAUCUAGCUUUUUGCAAUGCAUCCCUGUAAAUGAAAGUAGCCCAAGCCCAGUGAUGGGUUAGUGCCGUGGCUGUCAGUCACUCUUGACUGACACCUGCUACGUCUUGGUGCUGUUUGACAAAUUCUCUUCCCCUGCUCAGUGCCCCUGUUCAAUACCCUCUGUCCCAGAGCAGUCAGCAGCUCGAGAGUCCUGUGCAUUCACUGCGUGUCUCUGACAUCAGCCAUUUUUCAAAAGCCAGAUGGUCCUGCAUGUGCCCUUGGGUCUACUGAGAACAGCAGAGAGCGUUACAAGGGGUUGGCCAUUCAGUCCCACUGCAAGAGACCUGACAUUGCUGUGUGGCUUUCUUUGGAAAAUCCAGACCCAGUUCGGGACAUCUCUGUAGACGAUGGGGCUGUCACUCUGCUCACUGGCAAUGCAGAAAGGGCUCUAGGGCCUGAUUCUGAUCUCAGAUACCCCAGUGGAAAUCAGGAGUAACUCCGGAGAGCACUGCCAGGGUAAAACUGGGAUGUGCUAGAUUAGAAUCAGGUUCCCAUCCUGAAAAAUCGCAGCCAACAGAUCUGCUCCUGUAACUUCUGAGUCCCAUGUGUAGACUUUACUGCCAGAAAAUUAGUAUUUCCUACUUUUCACGUCUGUUACCGCAUCAGAGCCGGAUCUGUUGUGGGAGAGUGAGCUGGCUUCUCUCCUGGCUCGUGCAUCAGCAACAGAAUUGCAAACUACAUUUCAAGUUGUAGAGUCUUUAUUCCUGGUGGUGUGUGAACAGGAAGAACCCAGCUCAGGUCAGAUCCCAGGGAGAGUUUGAGGUGCCAGAAGGAAAAAAACAACAACAAUUGUUAACUGUAAACUGAGCAGAUUUGCCCUGGAGUUGUUGAGACGACAACAUGAAAAGCUCUGACUGGGGCCCUGUGUGUCAGUCAUGGGAUACAUCUCUUGCCGCAGAACUAUGCUUCAUAAUCUCAGCUUCCAGUAGAGAAAAUCGUUGCUAAUCCUCAGAGUUACAAACAAAAAUCUUACAAUUGUAGCCCAAGUGUAACCAAUGCAGGGGUAUCUACCAGAGUGUGCAACCAGCCUGAAGCAAUAGCUUUGAGAGAUGUGAACCGUUUGCCUCAGUGGGGUGUUAACUCUGAAAACUAAUGAGGGUCCAAAUAUCAACAUUACUAUUUAACGCCUGCUUGUUUUAGCAGAAACAUCCAGCUAAUGGGCUGAUCCCACCAGUGCCUUUUGUCUCCAUUCUUUAAUUCAUCUGAAGCUGGGACAGAAUUUCUACCAGAAUGAUGCAGAAUCAAGGGGCCUUGCUGCAGAACUGAGGUCCAACCAACUGCAGAGGCUGGGACCGUGCCUAUGCUGCCAUCCAGACCUGUAUUUCAGAGCAGAGCUUCCUUUCAAAUAACAUUCCAGGCAGUUGCUAAAUGCCGCCCUUCGCUUAUAGGCUUCAAAGCAUCAUCCCUGACUUGGCCACUGAAAUGCCCGGGGUAUAAAACAUCACCUCUUUUCCUCCAUCCCCCAACAGCUGCAGCAGCAUCGCUCCCAUCACAGCCGCUCCUGGAGCUUUGCCCUCCUCUUGUUUGCGUUGGGAUUCAAACUGUAGUUUACGGUGUUGCUGUCGGUCAAACAGCCGGUUCUGGGGCCUUUCCAUGCUGUAAACUCCCCUGCCCCCGCCUCUUUGGUGCAGUUCUUCUGGGUUGGUGGCUGUUCUUCCUCUUGGCUGCCUGGCUUCAGAGGGUAAAACUAAAAUGAUGGUUGCACUUUACCUGA